AUGGCGUGUCUCGGCUACCGCACGCAAGAGGAGCUGCGCUUCCGCGACCAGACGCAGUCCGUCAAGCGCAAGGUGCAGUACCACGCACAAACGGAAGCAUACCGCAAGCGCAAGGCGCAAAACGAUGCUCGCCUUUUCCAAACGGACUUCUUUACCAAUUUCGUAUUUGGCCUGGCCAGGAGCUACGACGCCCUCGGCAUCCUGUACCAAAGGACCCAUCCACCAGACCAUCUGGUCGCCAGCGUCGACGCCGCAAGCCUAGCCUUUUUUGCCCUCCGCCAGUUUGCGCCGUCAAGCGACUUGACGAAACUAGCGACGGAGCGCUACGUUGCGGCUCUUCACCUUGUCAAUGCCGCGCUCGCUGACCCGGUCGCGUCGCUGGCGGACGACACGUUGCAGUCGAUCCUGCUGCUCGAUCUCUACGAGAAGCUCUUCAGUCGCAGGCAAACCUCGACGAGGUCUUGCAUGAAGCACAUGAAUGGCGCCAUUUCACUUAUACGGGCGCGCGGAGAGGGUAAUUUGCAGACGUACGUCGGCCGUCGCCUGACGCAGCGGCUGUACACGACCCUCGUCAUCAGCUGUGCCAUCUCUGGGAUGCGGAUACCUGACGACAUGGAGCGGCUGCGGGUUGAUCUGAGCCGUUAUGUUAAAGUCGACGAAGACCCCAAGUGGGCUCUCACGACCUUGAACGAAAAAAUCAUCAACUUUACCUCGGAUGUGAAAACAGGCAAAAUAUCGUGCCGGGAGCGAAUCAUGGCGCACGCAUUGGAGUUUUACCGAUUGACCACCACCCUGGAGGACACUUUACCGCCGUAUUGGACUCCCAAGCGCGUCUUUGUCGGCGACGAUGGCUUGGGCCGGGAACUGACACUGACGGGUUCGUACGACGUCUACGAAAGCUUGUACUUUACCCAAGUCCGCAACGUCAUCCGCACGGCCCAAAUCAACCUGCUCUUGACAAUUGAGCAGCUUGCCGCAUCCAAAGAUCCGGAUCUCGCCGCUUCCACGCGAAAAUUAAUUGAACGGAAAGCCCGCGCCAUCUGUGACAGCCUCGCCCAGUACUUGGUGUCGCGCGACGAAAACGGUGCUCUCACGUGGGACUUGGCCGCGCCGAUGCAGCAGCUCGGCACCUACACCAUCUUCUUCCCGCUUUAUCUGGCCGUGCAAGCAUCGCGCGACGGGCGACUCGGCGGAUGGGCGCAGAACGUGCUUGGCCUGGUGGCGGAUGUCGGCGGGCUGGCCAUGGCGCAGAGGACAGCGGAUGCGUUGCAGGCAAAUGCAAACAUGUCUAGCUGGGAUGUGUAUACCAUGCUGGGCAGUUAUGCCAUUGCAGCGUGA
Messenger RNA from Cordyceps militaris CM01, 1338 nucleotides. RefSeq names its product C6 transcription factor. The transcript has 2 exons. NCBI's taxonomy places the organism in Eukaryota, Fungi, Ascomycota, Sordariomycetes, Hypocreales, Cordycipitaceae. Bases 1 to 1338 code for a protein of 445 amino acids. The record is from RefSeq and is a predicted model, not a curated record.